Messenger RNA from Porites evermanni, 3425 nucleotides. The record is from the annotation of a GenBank genome assembly. Lineage: Eukaryota; Metazoa; Cnidaria; Anthozoa; Scleractinia; Poritidae.
AGAGAGGUUCAGGUCACGAUUUUUAUCUCUCAACGUGAGGGAAUCCAAGACAGUCUUGGUCUCUUGGAUUGUGGAUUCCACGCCGUCGCUUCCGGGUCCAAGUACUACCCUGCGAGUAAGCUCUCCGGGGCGCUCUUGCUGCGGGGCGGGAAAAGGAAGGAGGGCUCGCAAAUGCGUCUCUGGAAUUUGAAUUUCACCUCUAAUGCUCCUGUGGCUCCCCGUCGACUGAGCAAACACUACCAAGGGUAAUGACGUCAUUACUAAUGUCAUCUCCGCCAAUCAGCAUUUUGUACCGACAUUUUCGGUGCAUAUCGAUAUUCAAAUUCCAGAACCGUAGUUGCAAGCUCUCCUUCCGUUUCCCGCCUCGCCGCCAGAGCGUCUCGGAGAGCUUGCUCGCAGGCUAUCCUGGUACUGGAUUCCUGUCUUUGUCAAUAGACUGUUGUUGAAUGAGAAUUCCUCUAUGAUGCGAUCCAAAUAUGGAUAACGACGUUGGUACAUACCCACCAACUCCCACCCAAGCACCAACAACUGGGCAGGUCACGCAUAAAGAUGAGAAGAAAGGUUCACCAAGAUUUUUAAUUAACCUUCACUAUUUUUUCUAUAGAACGCGUGUGCACGCAACUGGCCAAAAAAUAGAAAUAUACUAUGCAUAAGGGGCAGAUGCUUUAAACAAGGUGUGGAUCUCGACGGAAACUUUGGCUAUGCCUGGGGUUGUAAGUACAUGAUUUGUUGCUGUUAAUGCAAGCUAGAAGAAUAAAGUUGACGGUAUAAAACAGAAAGAAUUCCUUGCUAUUUCGUGAACGUCAACAAAAGUGCGAACCUUUGCGAACCACGGGGAUCGAAGCUAAGUUGUUUUCCUCAGGCUGUGUAGCAGACGACUAAAGGUGACAAAGUUAUCCGCUCUUUUCUAACAGCUGAUAUAAACUCAUCGCACCCAGAGACACAGGAACCUAAGAGUAACAUUUACAGAGGGAAUCAUGCGUUUUCUGAACCUGAGACAAGAAAUUUCCGGGGCUACUUGCAAAGACUUGGUGGCAGUUGAAAGGCUUUCUUGACUGCCAAGAUCGUGGAAGGCGAAAAUGGCAGAUGCCAUGGAGAUACACUUUUACCAGCAGCCCGGACCACGAUAUACAGGUACAACUAAACUUUAACCCUCUUCAGAUCAGACAAGGGGACUUUUGAGCACCCAAGCUCCCCCCCCCGUCCCCCACGAAAAAGUUGAAUAUAUAAAAUAAUUCAAAAUGAUGGAUUCAAGAUGGCGUACUGUUCCAGUUCCUUAUUUAAUGUUUUUAUAAAUGACGUGACUGUUAUUGUUGAAGAUUAUUUUAUAUGUUAGGCAACUUCUAAAUUUUAUCAGACACCUUACCUUUUGACUUUUAUUCUGUUUAUUGCUACUUUGAGGGAAAUGUGGAUUUUGCCAAUAAUUUCAACAAUAUGACGUCAUAAUGACGGCAAUUACGUGAUUAUAUCAAUCAGAUUUUUGCCUAAAGGCACUCCCUAUAACGGCCCAUACGGAAAAGCUCUGACCAAAAGGAGUACCUUUUUCCAGGCUUCAGGUAUAUUGAAGGGUAAGGAUUUCACCACUGCAGAUGAAGUACAUGAAAGCACAGGGAAAUCUGUCCUUGCGGUCUGUAAACGGACCUAAAAAGGGCUAACAGACGCAUUUCAAUGCUGUGAAAAAGAUAACAAAAAGACUUUCUGACUUAGUGAUUCCUUCAGAAUUAAAAAACGGUGCAUUUUCAGCAGUUUAAGCUGGGAUGCGGCGCUCUAAAAUUGUAUUUUAAAGGAGUACCAUUUGUCAAUAAAAUGUAUACGAAAGGGGCACAAUUUCUCUCAAAAAUGGUGUAUAAAAGGAUAAGGGGUUUGACCUUGGGGCGGAGCCUUCCCUUAUAAAAUUUUGUUGAGCACUGCCCUCACGAGGGUUUCCAAGUUUAUCUCUUUUCUUCGUUGAUUUAUCAUUAAUAAUAACUCCGCGAAAUUCCCUCGGGCCUUUUCAUAUAUUCUAUUCACAGAAGAAAGCUGGUUUAGAGGCUGCCAAAGCUAUUUAUAAAGUGGGUUACCGUCAUGCAUAUCAGAGUUGUUGUCAAGCAAGUUACCGCGAUGGAGGUACAGUGUACUCCUUUACAUCAUAAGCUACUUCAGUUAAAUAUAUACUUUAACAAUUAAAGCCGAGGGUUUAAAGGCUUCAAUACAGCCAUCCUAUUUAUUUCGUUAACCGUCAUUGGCAAAUUUUGACUAGGGGUCGGUCAUGACAGUCAAUUACCGCAAAAACAAAAACAAACAAACAAAAACAAAACGAAACCAAAAAAGAUAGAAAAACUGGCAGCGUAGUGAUUUACUUUUGCAUGGUAAAAAAACUAGUCCUUGAUAAUUUGAAUAUACAUAGCUGAAGAGUGUGUACUAUAAAAACUCGUGUGAAAAAUUGCCCACUUUCACCCAUUAAAACGCAAAAAUGCACGGAAGACACCUACGCACAGUACACCCAUCAACGGCACCGUUAUACCUGACAACAAAUAUAGCAUGAAAGCAAAGCAAAUGUCUUUUUCGACAAUACCUAUGCAUUUAAUUUACAAAAACACUUGAAACGAGCUAAUUUAGAGGGAUUUCUAAUGACAGCCUCGUUUUCAUGUAGGCCAUUUUAUGGUCUGCGCACUACUCGUGUCGAGAGGAGAAUUCGGGCUGGCUCCAUAUCCAAAAGUGUUAGUCUUAGGGUUGGUUUUAAUCUGACAGAGUUUCAUACUUUUGGCAUUUUUUUAAUUUUGGUCGUUCACUAAAAUCUGCCGAAAGAAGUUCCCUCUACGCUUUUUUACUAUUUUUUAGCUUUGUGGUACGCUUAACUGGUAAAAAACUCGUUUCUAUUUGGUCAGCCUAUAUAUAUGCGAUCUUUUUAACAUAGUACAUUAUGGCAUCUAUAAUAUCUUGGCCAAGAUUCAAAAGUUUUGGAAAACUGUCGAUGACUUCCCCCGGCCGAAUAUGCCUGAAGACUUAAGGUGUUGAAAGUGACCACAGGCGGCUCAAACUCACGUUGCGAGAAAAGGUUGUAAUGUAAUUUACAUAACAUAGGUGACGCGCCGGUGUCGCGUUACAGGCGACCGUUGAAAAUGUAAGAGACGUGAGUUUGGGCGGCCUGUGAAGUGAUUCGAUGAUUUAACGCCGAACCGAACCGUUACGGAAAAUUCAAGAACUUUCGAAGUUCCACGAGAUUACCAUGCACUUGUACCUCGACUAUCGACAUGCAUAAAAUUUUUUUAUACCUUUCAGGUCCAGCAGGUGGAGGAAGUGUUGACUGGGUGUACGGUCAGCUCGGUGUGAAAUAUUCCCACGCUGUGUCCAUGGGGGAUCAGACUGGAAGGGGGAGCAGUUUGUCUACUUUGAAAAAGGAUUGCUCGAAGGCCAAGGCAUUUGUUAAAGCAAUGCCAUUGUAA